AUGACCGCUUCAGAGAAUGCCAGUGUCGGCUUACCUGGGCCUCAGUCGCAGCAGCACCAACACGCCGAACACCAGGCAGAGCCGUCGCAAAUGAUCAUAGACAUGGACCAGCCUCCAGGAUCCAUCGUCCUCACACGCCAGACGUCAGAACAGUCUCAAGAUCCUCCGCCCUAUCAGCCUGUCGACUUUGCUGCGGAUGGAAUACCUGCCAACGUAGCCGAUGCCGAACUCGUUGACGAUCAAUGGAACAUCGCCAAGGAGGAAGGGUCUAUCGAGGAAUACUAUGUCGACGACAGCUCGUCUGAGGACGCUCAAACCAAACGGAAGCCAUGGGGGAACUCUGGAAUCAUCGGCGACCCCGUUGGCCAGAGCUCGGAUGAGUAUGAUGACGAUCUGGAUGAAAUUGCGGACGACGAUGAGGACGAGGCAGACGAGGAGGAUGAACUGGAGGAUGACCUCGAGGACGAGGACCUUGAUGAUGUCGCGUUUUCGGAUGGGGAUGCCGAUGAUAUAGAUGACCCAGCUGCCCUUGUCUACAAUCGAUCUAUGCUUCAUGGUCCCUACCUUCAGCCACCCAGACAGGAUGUCCAGGCGAGGAAGCGUCACGCUCGGAACGGCGGUUUGAGAAAACGACCUCAGAAGUUCAAGGCCAUCGCAAGCACAGGACGACGUUUCAACCAAGGACCAACCUCUGGUUCGGGCUCUGAGAAUGAUCCGAGCACACAUACCGGUACCCAGUCGCCUGGGCAAGUCUUCAUGCAAACUUGCCGCGAUGUCACCCGUUUCUUGGAGCACGGUUCAUUACAACAAGCUCUGGAGAUGGCAAGCGAGCUUCUCGAGUAUGCCGUGCAGUCGAGAAAGAGCGGUGAGGUGCUCCCCGAGGGCAUGUGUUCAGCAGAGCAGCUGGUGAUCCUCGAAAAGUCCUUUUUCGGAACCUGGGCAAAACUCAUGAUUGAGAAGCGACCCAAUGCUCACACGAAAACCAUUGUGAGCUGUCUUGAGGAGUUUGUAGAACUAGGGUGCUUGAUUUUGCAGCAGGACAAAGCGUUGCCCGAGUUGUUUGGUGAGGUCAUGGGCGUCAUGUUCGAACAAAGUGAUCUCGAGAUUUACAGGAGGAACCCGAAGCGACCUUCGAGAAUCCAGCAUGGGAUGUCGCGGUACCAGGAGUAUCCAUCGGAAUACACAACAGAGGAUGAAGACGUGCCACAUCUACAGCAGCAAUUCAUUGCGCUGUUUUCGAACCUCGGUGGUCUGGAAAUAUGCCUGGAUGCUAUUGAAGGUGGAGUCGAGAGCGCCGAAUAUCCUGAUACCAAGCUGAAGAACCUGCAGAUGCUGCUAAAUCUCAUGUCACGGCUCCAUGUACAGGGAGAUUCAGAACCACAUCAGGCGAUUCGAGUAGCCGAGACAGCAAAGCGCCUCACAACUGCUGUCCUCGGAUACUUCCCCGACCACACCGACAGUUUCAAAUCUGUCAGCAAGGCGACAGUGAACGAUAUCAUUCACGAUGUUGGCUACUUCUUGCUGGAGAAUUAUCGACUCGUCUCCGACUUCAUUCAAGAGCCCGACACAGUCUUUGAGGAGUUUGACAUUCACGAUUCCGCUUCCCGAUCCAGCAUAGGCGAAGUCAAGUUUGCCGAUUUCAGGAUCGAGAUGGCGGUUCGUCUGAUAAAGGCCAGUCGCUUGGACUUGCGACUCGCUGGGCUCGUCGAGUUGAAGGAGGUGCUUGUCAGAAUUCAGCGGCUUCAACAAACUCGGUCCCGCAUGCGUCGUAGAUCGGAGGCCGACAUGGACCUGCAGCUUGACCAGGAUCGUAAGCCCAUCGAAUAUCUGUGCACAAAACUGCAGGGCUUACAUAUUGUCGGGUACAUUUUUGGACCAAACAUCCAUCUGGAGAUUGUUCAGCGGAGCACAGACUUGCUGGCAUUUUUGGUUCAAGCAAAGGUGUUGACAAUGGACGACAUCGACUUGAUCUGGGCGGCAGUUGGGGGCAAUCAACAUCGAUCGAUUGUGUACGGAGUGUACCAAGUAUUGGGCGAUCUCUCCAACAAAUUCCCCCAGGAAGUUUUGCGGAAUCUAUUCGUCAAGUUACAGGCAGUUCCGUUGUCGAACUGGGACUUGCAAUUGGUCGAGCUGACCCGGUCACUUUUCCAACCCAUGGUGCAGCGGUCAAGCAACUCUGAGGACGGAUCCUACUCUUUGAUACCCUAUGAGACCCUCUUGAACGUUUUGAGAAACUCGUCACUGUCCUUGAGCUCGCGAGACGACUUGACGUAUGGAUCUGCUACGCCGCCUGUCAGUCGCGAUGUCCUUGCUGGGAUUAUGCAGCUUCUCUCAGAAGGGUUGGGUAUUGGUCCUCCACCACAAGAUAGGACUACUCUGAUCGAGUACUGCCUGAGAGAUCUCAAGGCCGACCACCCAGGAGCAGUUUGGGGUCUUUUUGUGGUCCGACACAUCUUGGAUCAGUAUUUCCAGAACAAUGACCAAGAACAGGCCUACCAAUACUACCGAAAGGUGUGUGCGCCCUUGUCCGAGCUUUUCAUCUUGAACUUGAAGACGUACGCCGCUGCUGUCAAGGCGCAGCCUCCUACGCCAAGUCCCACGGUAUCCUCCUUUGCAACUUUGUCAAACCAGUCCCAGGUUUAUGAGUACUGGAGAACGAUGCAGCUCAAUGUCAGACUGGAUUUCCUGAAGUUUGUGACAAGGCUCUAUCCACCUUAUUGGAAUUCUACCACCCUCGCCGAUACAUUGUGGAACAGCCUCGUCAUGGAUCCCAUCGGUCCCCAGGAGCAAGAUGAGACGUUCAGCUGUCUCGAGGCGAUGAACGACCUGGACUUUGUCCUGCAUAUCUACGACAGGCUCUUGCCUACGUUGGACAUUGCCAGCAUGACUCCGAGGGCAUGGCACUGUACCGAUCCAACGAUUGAUGGCUCACAGAACAUUAUCGUCCUCGCGCCUCUUUACGGAAUGGAUCUGAUCUGGAACAUUGCUCUCCAUGCGCGACUCCCUGCAAUUCAUCCUGGCCAGGACGAGAACGCGUCUAAUGCAGCUUUGGAUGCCUUCCGUGAGGGUCUUGUCGAGUCUUGCGUGGGAUAUCUUGUGGAGUCGUCUGAGCAUCUGAAUAGCGAGAGCGAAAUGGAUACUCCAGACAUUCCCCUCCAGUUUGAACGCUGUAUCGGAAUUUUGAAGGCCUUCUUAGGCUCUUGUAAGACACGAGGCGUAGGAGGCGAGCGACAGGAGAUACACGGCACUCUGGAUGAAGAAGCCAUGCUAGACGUCAAGAUCAGUUCAACUAUGCCAAUGUUCCACCUGUCGAUUCAUCCGUCAAGCAGCUUGGGAGCUUUGCGAAAGGCAGUUGCAGUCAAAUUUGGUUGCAGGGAGCCCGAGGAAAUGCGCCUGUUUUUGCUGGGCAAGGACCUUCCAUUAAACCUGGACAACAAAACGCUGGAGGAGUUACACGUCGAGAAUGAGGCUGCGUUUCUGGCAACAAGACGCCCACAGUCUAAUGUUCCUGUGCGCCUUUCUAACGAGCUCAUGAAACGCGCACCUACGGACUUGCUCUUGAAACCAGAGUUUUUCGAGCGGAUUCGAACCAUUUUCUUGCUGGACGAAAAGUAUGCUUCGCAGGCAUGGGAGGUUGUGACACGUCUUCCAACAAGUCCCGGACUGCUUCGUCAGCUGGAGGAACUGGAAGAGGGUGUCGACUGGACAAACCUACUGGAUGCGCGCUCGCCUUUUUUGCUGCUCUAUUCCUUGCAGAUUAUCGAUUCGCUGAUUAAGCGCGACCAAAGCAAAGAGGAUGAAAUGGAUCAAGAAUGGAUCAAGAGGUUCUUGGAGCUCGGCGGUCAGCAAAAGAUCACUGCACUGCUGGUGUCGGAUUCAGGACUCGGCGCGGCGAACUCAAGUCGGACAGCACGGAAAGCAUUGGGCCUGAUGCUCAAGAUUUUGGUCCGCCUUACCAGCUCAUCCAACAUCGAGAACAAUUUGACAGCGGAGUCAGGUGGACUCACCGUGUCAGUGUUCCUGAACAAGCUUGUCUCCGAGAUCCUCACUUCUGCUUCGCGAGAAGGGGGAUACAGCACCUAUGACCAAAGCAUCGUUCUCAACGCCACCAGUUUGAUCUCGUACUUGUGCGCAGGUCCGCUCGGUUGGGAGUACUUCCACAAGGGAUCGGACAUCCGCUCACUGAUCUUUAUCUCUAUGGUGAAGAGCGAGUCGAUGCAAAUCCGCGAGACUGUCCUCCGCAUGGGUACCAAGUUUUGCGAGCAGAGCCAUGACGCGCAAUCGGAGGUGUCGCCUGCAAUGUUCUUCCUUAAUAUUCUGCAGUCGUUCCUCCCUAUCUCUAAGGAAUAUGCAUGCAAUUGCUCUGAGCUGCUAAAGUUCUUCGAGAUUGUUGUCAGGGAAUCGAUCUAUUACUGCACCCCAGAAUACUACGCAUCACUGUACACAAGACUCAUGGAGACCAUUAUCAACCACCAGUCGUCAGAGGAUCCCUCUUAUCAGAGAGAAGACACAGUGCUCGUCGGUAUGCUGAAGGUGGCCACAGCCAUGAUUGGAACUGACCCGCGACUCAAGACUCUGGACCAGGGGUUCCAAAUCAUUGACUACGUCUUUGAUGAGUGUCUCUUCCCCCAGCCAUACGCGACGGAUGAAACAGGCGCAUCGGUAACCCCUAGUGCCGCAAAAUGCCAGAGCGAGGGCUCGAGAUCAGCAGCUUUUGGAUAUCUCGAGGAGUCUUCCAGGGACAACCUAGAGACGCUGCGAUAUGUCAUCACAAAGAUCCGCAAGCAUUUCGAUCGAGACUCUGAUAUUGGAGAUCAAUGGGGCUAUGAUCCUCAAAUGGUGAAGAGAGCUAGUUGCGGCUUCGUCGGAUUGCAGAACCUCGGCGCAACUUGCUAUGUGAACUCGAUUGUCCAGCAGUUUUACAUGAACAAGGGGUUCCGUCAAGGGAUCCUUCAAGCUCCUUCCGACGCAGAAGACCCUUCCAACCAUGACACUCUUCUCUAUCAACUGCAGGUCCUUUUCAGCAACCUUCAAGAGAGCAAAAGGCGAGCGUACAACGCACAAGGCUUCUGUUACUCGUACAAGGACUGGGAUGGUAACCCGAUGAAUGUCGCGGUUCAGAUGGACGUUGAUGAGUUUUUCAGCAUUCUUUUUGACCGCCUGGAGAACAGUGUGAAGGGUACGCCACAGGAAGAGCUGUUCAAGAAGCAGUACGGCCUCAAGUUGGUCCAACAGAUCAAGUCCAAGGACUGUGAGCACAUCUCCGAACGCGAGGACAACUCGUUUUCUAUUCAGUGCGAGGUCAAGAAUAAGAAGACCCUAGAGGAGAGCUUGCAGCUCUAUGUUCAGGGCGAAAUCUUGGAUGGAGGUAAUAUUCUAAUUGUUUAG
Molecule: messenger RNA, 5388 nt
Organism: Linnemannia hyalina
Lineage: Eukaryota; Fungi; Mortierellomycota; Mortierellomycetes; Mortierellales; Mortierellaceae
Source: the annotation of a GenBank genome assembly